Messenger RNA from Peronospora belbahrii, 648 nucleotides. The record is from the annotation of a GenBank genome assembly. NCBI's taxonomy places the organism in Eukaryota, Oomycota, Peronosporomycetes, Peronosporales, Peronosporaceae.
AUGGACAACUCACAGGCAGCGGAACAAGUCAAGAGUAUUAGUGUCCAAGCGGUUCUUGAGACAUUUCGCACGACCAGAGGAUUCCCGUGGUGGGCUACACUGAUCCUCUCUGACGUGGCGGUGCGCGCUGCUAUCUUUCCUUUCUACGUUCUUGUUCUUGGUGAGUUAGAUGUUAACGAAGGGAACUUCCGGCUGUAUAAAGCUGCACUUGGCGUACAGUACCGCGGGCACAUCUACGACCACAAGAGACAUCUCAACGUCAUGCUGCUUGGGCGACAAAGUGUCCGCGCGGUGAUAAAAAAGUACAAUACGCGUCCCAUUCAAACUGUCAUUGGCGCAUUUGCAUACAUCCCUAUCUUCAUUGUAUGGCGUACAGUGCUCGUGAUAUGCACAUACAUGCUGCCUGCUCUGGAGGCGUUAUCUACUUUCAGUAGUCUGGAAGUCUCUGCGCGGACAAAAAGUGGUUUCUGGACAGAGCUGCUGCGAGCAGGGCAAUACGGCACAAUUCUUGCUGUCCCGUUCCUGGCUAAUUUGCCGAGAGGGGUUCUCUUUAACUGGCUGGGUUCCUCGUGGUUGUCUAUGGCGCAGAGCAUUGUCAUGAAGAACAACAACGUUCGCAGGCGCAUGGACUCAAACCCCGAAUCAUGA